AUGCUCGUCUCUGGCGUCUCAUUCCACAGCCGCCUGGUGCAGCUUGCCUUCGUGGCGGUAUGCCUCGUCGGCCUCGCCUGGUUUACCCUCCCCACCAGCUACACUGUCAAGAACGUCCUCCGCGUCUCCAAAGAAGUCACGCCACCGCCGCCGAAGAUCACUGUAGCCCCAAGGCCGAAAAAGGAUCACCCGAUCGAUACACUCAUACGCAGGGCGGAUGAGGAAUUUCAGGCUUUGUUGGCAAAGGAAACAAACACUGUCCAGGAUGCAGCAGAAGCAUAUCGCCAGCGACGAGGGCGUCAGCCUCCUCCUGGAUUUGAUGCAUGGUACAAAUUCGCCGCGAACAGCUCCGCGCUGAUCAUCGAGGAUUUCUUCGACCGUAUCUACGAUGAUCUCAACCCCUUCUGGGGCAUCUCUGCGAAGCAGAUGCGUGAGCAGGCGAACGAUUUCGAGCACAAGAUUUUCGUCAGGAACGGCGUGGCCAAUGGAACAUCGAACGUCGUUCGACCUUGGAUAAAUCUAUGGGAGGACAUGAUACGGAGCGUGGCAUCGCAUCUCCCAGAUGUGGACGUACCCAUCAACGUCAUGGACGAGAGUCGGUUGGUUGUGCCUUGGGAAGAGAUUGACGAAUACAUGACAAAGGAGAGUCGCUCAAGGAAGAUUGUGCCUGCGGAACAGCUGAAGACGAGUUUUGGGAACCUCCGGGCUCUGGACUCACACCCCCCCGAGAAGUUUGAUCCUCGUUUUGAUGGAGCCGGGCCAUAUUGGCCUUUGGCAGUGGUCGGCUGCCCACCGGAGACACCUGCAAGGAAGUCCUACUUCGAGACGGAGUUUACGCAGCCUCCACCUUUGAGUACCGAACUCCCACUAGGCUCAUACAAGGGUUAUGUUCAAAACUGGACAUAUGCACAAUCGCCUUGUGACCACCCAGAGUGGCAGGGACUGCAUGGCACGUUUGUAGAACCGAUCUCGAUCUCCAACACCAAGACAUUCUUCCCGCUCUUUGGUGGUUCGAAACUGCCAAUGAACAACGAGAUCCUUCUCCCUGCAGCAAUGUACUGGACGGAUGAUCCGUUCUACUCUGGCGGAGCCGAGCAUGGAGGGCCGUGGGAGCAGAAGAAGGACAGCCUAAUUUGGCGUGGCUCCGCUAGUGGCGGGCGCAACAAAGCCGAGACAUGGACUCGAUUUCAACGGCAUCGUUUCGUCUCGAUGAUGAAUGCAACUGAGAUCAGUGCUGCAGAGGCUGAUCCAUCGACUCAACCUCGCAACUUUGUUCUCCCUGCGAACGGAACAUAUGAGCUCGCCGUUCAAGAACCAGAGACGAAGAAGAACGCGUUUAGCGAAUGGGUCGCAAGUUGGGCCGACGCGGCGGUUGUGCAUCUUUUGUGCUUCCCUGGAACCGGGACAGCACGUUGUCCGUACACCGACCCAUACUACACCGUGAAGAAAGAGGUUCCAAUGAAGGAGCAAUACUCGAACAAGUAUCUACCGGACAUUGACGGCAACUCUUUCAGUGGCCGCUAUCGAGGCUUCCUGGGAAGCACUUCGCUGCCCAUCAAAGCGACGAUUUACGAGGAGUGGCAUGACAGCAGACUGGUGCCCUGGAAGCACUUUGUUCCCAUGGAUAACACGUUCAUUGAUAUAUAUGGGAUCAUGGAGUACUUUGUUGGUAAUGCGGCGAYGGGUGUUGUUGGUCAUGACAAUGAAGCGAAAAGCAUUGCACUUGAUGGCAAAGCUUGGACUGAGAGAGUGCUGCGGAGGGAGGACAUGUCAGUAUAUGUGUUCAGACUGUUAUUGGAGUACGCCAGGCUGUGCGAUGAUGAUCGGGAAAAGAUGGGCUGGGCUGAUGGUGCAGUCACAUAA
Molecule: messenger RNA, 1863 nt
Organism: Ramularia collo-cygni
Lineage: Eukaryota; Fungi; Ascomycota; Dothideomycetes; Mycosphaerellales; Mycosphaerellaceae
Product: related to capsule associated protein
Exons: 1
Coding region: 1-1863 (620 amino acids)
Source: RefSeq, a predicted model, not a curated record